AUGGAGGAAAUUCAACUGCAAGAACUCGAAAGCUCUACUACUUCCUCUAAUGGUCGUAGCAAUAUUUUCACCUGUGAAAUCUGUGUGGAAAUAGUUCCAGUGGACAGGCAAUUCAAGAGCAUGGAGAUGAGUAGAUGCUUGCAUCCGUAUUGUACUGCAACAUCAUGCUGGACGUUUCCUUAUGCCAAUCUGCUCUCCCUAAUGGAGUCUUCGAAAAGUGGUGCCGUGUUCUUGCCUCAACGAAUAGUAAUAGUACCUCCAACAAAAUUACUAAAUCAAACUGUCCCAAUUGCAAAAAGCUCUUCUGUUUCGGAAAAUCAUCAAUGUAGAAGACAUGAAAGUAUAAUUGAUAUUGAUAGUAACGAUGUUUUGUUCAUGGAGAUGGUUAAGGACAAGAGAUUGGUGCGAUGUCCAAAUUGCUUCCGAUAUGUUGAGCGUAACGGGGGUUGUUCUUCCGUCAAAUGCAGUAUAAAAAAGGGCCCUUUAUGGGAAACGUGA
This is a messenger RNA of Papaver somniferum (opium poppy), 498 nucleotides long. RefSeq lists its product as uncharacterized. The transcript has 3 exons. NCBI's taxonomy places the organism in Eukaryota, Viridiplantae, Streptophyta, Magnoliopsida, Ranunculales, Papaveraceae. The record is from RefSeq and is a predicted model, not a curated record. The coding region runs from base 1 to 498 and encodes 165 amino acids.